UCGACGCCCUGCUGUCGUGGCGAUGAGUGUUGUGUCCCUCGGGAUGGUGCAGGAAACGCAAACGUGUGAUGGUGAUUCAGUGCGUUUGCGUCUCGGUAUAUGUAGGCAGCGGUGAGCCUACGUUUGAUCUUGACAGAUGGCAGUAGAUUAUUUCGACACCAUGUAUUCUCCGUAUCUCUUCGUUGCGCUUUGCGCUUCUUGCGCGUGGGCCGUUGAUGAAGAUCGCAGCCAAUGCGAUCCUACCCGCAAGGAUGAGCACUGCCCUCCCGAUCCAGGUUUUGCCGGCGCUGUGGCGUUUGAUUUCAGCUCCUCCUCGUCGUGGGACAACAGCCCUGACAACACAUGGGUGAUCAAGGACGAGGACCUCGUCAAAUUCCAUGACGACGACAAGGCGCUCGAAAUCAAAGUCGAAAAGGAAGGCCAGGAGGCAUGGGUGUCGUCAAGGCAGUACCUCUUCUUUGGCAAGGUGACGUUUGAGGUCGAGGCUGCUGCUGGACAGGGCAUCGUGACCGCGCUCGUGCUCAAAUCUGACUCUGGCGACGAGAUUGACUGGGAGCUGCUGGGUGCGUCCGAUAAGGAGGCGCAGACAAACUACUUCCACGACGGCGAUGCUGUGCCCAACACGUACAACACCACAUACGCCAUGAACACGACCAUCACGGACACGCAUGUCUACGGUAUAGAAUGGACGGAUGAGACACUCGUCUUCAGCAUCGAUGACGUUGACGUCAAGACCUGGCGCGUGGGCCAGAUCCCCAGGAGCAAAUGGCCACAGACACCCAUGUUUGUGGCCCUGCGCCUGUGGACGAUCACGUCGUCGGAUGAUCCUGGUCUGGUCACCUGGGGAGGGGGCCAGCCAUCAUGGGACUCGGCGCCUUUCACGGCAACCAUCCAUCGCGUGGAGAUUGAAGACUACGCUGGUGGCUGUCGCGAGAUUGAAAAUCGUGUCGAGUACUUCUACGAUGAGCACUUUAGGGCGUGGGAGGAUGUGCAGGUCAGUGGAUGCAAGGGCAAGCCGGCGGACAUGUUGACACCUUCUGUCCCGAGCGGGACCAUGCCACCGAUGAGCGAUAGAUGGUAUGAGUCGUCUACGACGACGGCGUCUGGCGAUGAAAGCACGGGGGAGCCAGAGGCGCCGCCUAAGGAUGAAGACCCUGAUGAUGGGAGUCUGAUGCUGGGUGCGUCGAUGGGACUAGCGAUCCUUGCCGUCGUGGCUGCACUGUAGUGUCACUCAGAGCAUUCGUGCCAUGUUCAAUUGAAAUGCAAGUUGUAUCAUUGCCUGAGCAAGGAACUCUGGAUCCCCUUUUCCGUGGCUUGCCACGAUCCCCACUCGAUCCUCGCGUUCCCGUUUCC
Emericellopsis atlantica is the source of this 1353-nucleotide messenger RNA. RefSeq names its product cell wall glucanosyltransferase Mwg1. The coding region runs from base 137 to 1225 and encodes 362 amino acids. The record is from RefSeq and is a predicted model, not a curated record. Gene Ontology annotation, cellular component: fungal-type cell wall. Gene Ontology annotation, molecular function: hydrolase activity, hydrolyzing O-glycosyl compounds; glycosyltransferase activity. The transcript has 3 exons. NCBI's taxonomy places the organism in Eukaryota, Fungi, Ascomycota, Sordariomycetes, Hypocreales, Bionectriaceae. Gene Ontology annotation, biological process: carbohydrate metabolic process; fungal-type cell wall organization.